AUGGGCUAUAAAGAAGCUUAUCGCAACACGUUCCUAGUGGACGCGUUGGAAUACGCAGGAAUUGUCAAGCUAGACCCAAACUUCGUACAACAGCAGCCCACAGCGGCUGUGUCGGCGUCUUCUCAGACGUCCGAGAAAAAGGAUAGGACCUCCGUCGAGCGUGACCUGGAGGCCGCCGUCGAAGAAGCGGAGCAAAACGCGGAUCCCGCGGCCGCGGCGGCGGCCGCGGCGACCGCGGACUCCGCCGUUGUGUCGAGAUCGUCUUCCACGGAAGAGGACUUGGUCCUAGGAGAAAAGACCGUCGCAGAAGAAGAUAAUGAAAUUGACCCCUUCCUGGUCGACUGGAACGGUGACUCGGACCCAGAAAACCCGCUCAACUGGAGCGGCCGUAAAAAGGCAUUUGUCGUUGCCCAAAUGAUGCUUCUCACUACCACUACUUACAUGGGCGCUUCUAUCUACACACCGGGACAAGAACAACUCCAAAAGGAUUUCCACGUGGGUCACGUGGUCGGCACCCUCAACUUGUCGUUGUACGUUUUGGGCUACGGGUUAGGUCCCAUCAUUUUCUCUCCGCUAUCGGAAGUCGUCACCAUUGGACGUCAACCGCUAUACAUUGUCACAUUAUUCCUAUUCAUGCUAUUCCAGGUCGGAUCCGCCACUGUGCAGAACAUGGGCGGUUUGGCCGUGAUCCGGUUUAUUGCCGGUGUUGUGUGCUCGCCAUCUCUUGCCACUGGAGGUGCUACCAUGGGUGACAUAAUCAGCCCCGAGAUCGUCCCCGUUUUCAUCGGCCUUUGGGCCGUGGGCGCCGUGGCGGCGCCCGUUAUUGCGCCCCUACUGGGAGCCGCCAUGGUGGUGGCCAAAGACUGGCGCUGGGUGUUCUGGCUACUGAUGUUUAUCAGCGCCUUUACGCUAAUUCUGCUUGUGGCAUUUUUCCCCGAGACUCAGCAUAACAACAUUCUACACAGACGCGCUAAGCGGCUACGGAAGCAGACCGGAGAUAGCCGCUACUACACCCGCCAAGAACGCGUAGACUCGGAGAUAGAGGUGCGCGCUUUUUUGAAGGAGCUGUUUGUACGGCCUUUCCUGGUUAUGCUGAAGGAGCCUGCCGUGCUGGCUUUUGACUUGUACAUCGCCUUGUGCUACGGCGCCUUCUACCUGUUCUUCGAGGCCUUCCCUAUUGUGUUCAUCGGAAUCUACAACUUCACGCUGGUAGAGAUGGGUCUGGCUUACAUGGGCUUCUGCGUAGGAUGUGUGAUAGCGUAUGUGCUGUUACUAUGUUACCUGGCAAUGUACAUCGGGCCCAAGUUCAAAAACGGGACUUUCAAGCCAGAGGACUUUUUGCCGCUGGCCAUGAUGGUGUGUUGGUGUCUACCGCUAUCGCUGUUCCUGUUUGGCUGGACCGCCCGCGUGCACUGGAUUCUGCCCAUCAUUUCAGAGGUGUUUUUCGUGCUGGGCGUGUUCAACCUGUUCCAGGCCGCAUUUGCGUACCUGGCAAUCUGCUAUCCACGCUACAUGGCCUCAGUAUUCGCCAGUAACGGUUUCUGCCGUUCCGUGUUUGCAUGUGCUUUCCCUCUUUUCGGCCAAGCCAUGUACAACAACUUGGGAAGCGAAAAAUACCCAGUCGGAUGGGGGUCCUCGUUGGUCGGCUUUUUCUGCAUCGUCCUGGCCGUUAUUCCAUUCGCCUUCUACAAAUACGGCCCCACACUGCGUGGUAAGUCCGAAUACGCUAAUUAG
Molecule: messenger RNA, 1734 nt
Organism: Lachancea sp. 'fantastica'
Lineage: Eukaryota; Fungi; Ascomycota; Saccharomycetes; Saccharomycetales; Saccharomycetaceae
Source: the annotation of a GenBank genome assembly